Molecule: messenger RNA, 1687 nt
Organism: Tigriopus californicus
Lineage: Eukaryota; Metazoa; Arthropoda; Copepoda; Harpacticoida; Harpacticidae
Product: ubiquitin-conjugating enzyme E2 Q2-like
Exons: 7
Coding region: 386-1606 (406 amino acids)
Source: RefSeq, a predicted model, not a curated record
UAAGUGUGUCAGUAAGUAAGUGAGUGUGUGUGUCGGCUGCCUUCCUGGUCCAUCCUCCCGAUCUGCUCCAAAUCCUGACCAUCCUUCAGAUCCUCUACGCCAGAUCACCACGGCUCAUCACCGCCAACGCCAGCUCCGUUGCUUCCCACUCCGCCCGCUCCGUCUCUGGAACCCGCGGGCCACCGUUUUACCGCUUACUCGCGCCCGCCCUGCCUCGCAUUCUCCGUCCGAACACGGCCGUCUUAGCCCGUGAAUGCCGCCCAUUGGAGCGCUUGGCCCAGUGCGCGCAGGAUUGAGACUGGCCCACUGACUUCCGGUGACCAGGCCAGCCGACGACGUGGGGGUUGAGCGGUGUGGGGUGGGCCCUUCCCGAUCCGAUCACAGGAUGGCGUGUUUGGGCGUGUUGAAGCAAGAGAUCCAGGCGGUGAGCGCGGGCUUUCCGUCGGAUCACGGCCGGUUUGCCAUCACCAGCGCCACGGUGGACGAGCUCACGUGUCGCUUCAUCGAUCAUCAGGGCAAAAAGCACGUGAUUCACGCCAAUAUCACCGAGACGUAUCCGAGUACGCCGCCCGUGUGGUUUUCCGAGAGCGAGGACAGUCAGGUGACAGUGGCGCUCACGGGCCUCUCGGAGACCUCGGGUUUAGACAAUCACCUUCUGCAUCAAGUCAGACGACUGAUUCGCCAGUUGUGCGCGGCUUUUUCUGUACCCGAACCGCCCGAACUCAAACGCUUGGACGAGGGCUACUACAAUCCCGCUCCACCCGCUGGUGCGGCGGCGGACGGGGGCGGGCCUCACUCUCAUCACGCCAAACAUCACCAUCACGCGCACUUAGGCGCCGGCUCCUCGUCGGCCUCCCACCAUGCGGCCAAAGAUGCCAUGGCUUCGAGUGACGAUGACCUCAUGGAAGACGAAGAGGAAGACUCCGAAGACGAGGACGAGAUCGCCUUGGACAUGGAGGACGUCGAGAACGUGUCCAAAAAGGCCCGACAAGAAGAAGAAAUUCAUUCAGAGCACGUGCAAGUUCUAGAACGGUUAAAAGCAAAACAAAGGGGUGAUUACUUGAAAGGGACCGUAUCCGGCUCCGUGCAAGCCACCGAUCGACUGAUGAAGGAGUUGCGUGACAUCUACAAGUCGCCCAGCUUCAAAUCCGGCUCCUAUCAAGUUGAAUUGGUCAAUGACUCCCUCUACGAAUGGAAUGUCAAGAUCAUGCGCGUCGAUCCCGAUUCACCGCUCGCCGAUGAUUUGCGAAAGUUAAAGGAAAAAGAGGGCAAAGACCAUAUUCUUCUUUCGUUUAUGUUCAAGGACACAUUCCCUUUUGACCCGCCCUUUGUUCGCAUGGUCCACCCCGUCCUUCAUGGUGGUUACGUCUUGGACGGUGGGGCCCUCUGCAUGGAAUUGAUGACCCCCCAAGGUUGGUCAUCCGCAUACACGGUGGAAGCUGUCAUAAUGCAGCUCUCGGCCACUUUGGUCAAAGGCAAAGCCAGAAUUAAAUUCGAUGCACCUAGGGGGACUUACAGUUUAGCUCGAGCCCAACAAUCUUUCCGAUCUUUGGUUCACAUUCAUGAGAAGAAUGGAUGGUUCACUCCCCCUCAGGCAGAUGGCUGAUUUUUAUUUGUGCUUGAUGACUCCCAAUUCCGCAUAUUUGGUUAUUUAAUAAAGGGACUCGGUCUCAAUUUUCCUCUGAAA